Solea solea (common sole) is the source of this 2384-nucleotide messenger RNA. It is a transcript of the gene orc3, whose product is annotated as origin recognition complex, subunit 3. The record is from RefSeq and is a predicted model, not a curated record. Gene Ontology annotation, biological process: DNA replication initiation; DNA replication. Lineage: Eukaryota; Metazoa; Chordata; Actinopteri; Pleuronectiformes; Soleidae. The transcript is spliced from 21 exons. Gene Ontology annotation, cellular component: nuclear pre-replicative complex; nuclear origin of replication recognition complex; DNA replication preinitiation complex. Gene Ontology annotation, molecular function: DNA replication origin binding. The coding region runs from base 141 to 2300 and encodes 719 amino acids.
AACACCACCUCUUCCGGGCACGUCACAUUGGCGGGAAGUGGCUGCGUCGCUGUCUUUCAUAUUAUUAAAUAGAAUUUAUUAAAAUUUAAAGUUUUCAGUGCAAAAAUACAAACCUAAAGCUGACGUGACUGUUUCAUGAGAUGUCGACUUCAUCCGUGUCAAAGGGCUGUUUUGUUUUUAAGCCAACCGCUAAGAAGAGAAGGUCGCUCACUCUCGAGGACUACUUCACGGACGGAUGUGAAGAUGCUGAAAACAGUGACGUGCGAUUUCAACUCUGUCAGCAUCUGUGGGACAGAAUGAAAACAGACACAGAGGUUUUACAGGACGAACUCAACAGGAACGUUCUGGACAGCUUGUUGGAUUUAACCAGGAAGUGCUCGUCCACGCGUCAACACAGUGACUGGGCAUCAAAGAUGAGAGCCAGUGAGAUUCCCACGGCGGCGCUCGUACUCGGUGUAAAUGUCCCAGAUCAUGACAUGACCUUCCAGAGUCUGUCUGAGCUGCUCCAGCAGUCCGUCACUCCUUAUGUGGCUUCUGUGCAGGCCAAAGAGUGUGGAACACUGAAGCACUUGAUGAAGAGAGUGCUGGAGAGGUUAACGGGUGCAGUUGUUGUCCUGGAUGAUGAAGAAGAGGAGGAGGAGGCUGAGCAGCUGCACAAGAGCACACACUGCUCCCUCGGUACACUCUGUGACUGGUACGACGCAAAAACAAAGAAAUCCAGCACUGGUACUCCUGGAAAAAAGCGCACUUCUCCCACCAAAGAUGAGCAACAACAGCCUCCCGUGGUGAUUAUAUUCAAGGACUUGGAGGCUUUUAAUCCAAGAGUUCUUCAAAACUUCAUACUCAUCUGCAGUCUGUACGUCCAGCGUCUCCCAUUGAUGUUCAUCUUCGGCAUCGCCACGUCGCCCAGCACCGUCCAGCACAUGCUGCCGCACUCGGUGUCCUCGCUGCUGUGCAUACAACUCUUUCAGUCUCUGUCCUGCACUCAGCACCUGGCCACCGUUAUAGACAAGUUGAUUCUGACGCACCACUUCCCCUUCAAGCUCAGUGGCAAAGUGAUGCAGGUGCUGAUCAGCAUCUUCCUCUAUCACGACUUCUCCGUGAGGAACUUCAUCAAGGGCAUUCAGUUGGCUCUGCUGGAGCAUUUUCACUCGCAGCCGCUGAGUGUUUUGUGUUGUAAGAAGAAGGAGGCGCGACGCAACUUGAUGCAGCUCAGUCACGCAAACCUGGAGAGAGUCAGAAAGCUGCCGUCAUUCAAGAGGUAUGUUGAGAAACAGGAACAGCAGGAGCAGGUCAACCUGCUGCAGGAUGACGGUCAUUUAAAGGAGGCGUGUCAGAAGCUGAUGAAGGACCUUCACAAAUACCACAAGAACUAUUACCCCGUCCUGAGGUGUCUCCACACCCUGGCCUCGACGUUACCUCGGUAUCCUCUUGGAAAACAGAUCAGGGAGCUCCAUUUAAUUUGCCUCGAGAAGAACGUUUGGGAGAAUGAGGAUUACCAGUCAGCCAUGAAGCUUCUGAAGAUGCUGGCGAAAGAUGAGCUGAUCACUCUGCUCCAGAGGUGUGCAGAGAAUCUACAGACGGUCAAGUCAAAGAAGAUGAAUGCCGCUUUUGUCCAGCUGGAGGAGCUCCUCGCCAAGUUUAAGCAGCUGGAUACAGCAGCAGCAGCUGUGGAAACUGUCCCCACAGUUGUGGAGAGCAUCACCUCUCCAGUGAAGAACCUUCAAAAGAAAACCGAUCUCUUCCAGCUGCAGAAGACGCUGCUGGAGAUGAACGAGUCACUGAGAUCCAAGAAACGGAGUCCGUUUGAGGUCCUGCGAAACGAGGCGCUGGAGUUUAUCGACGCAUUAGUGAGGAGCCACUUGUCUCCCCCGGAGUCUCAGACACUGAACGAAGUCUGCUACUUCAGCUCGUCUGCCACUGUGAGGCGCCACCUCAACGCUACGCCUCGUACCUCCAUUCAAGCCGCUCUCAGCAGUCCCUACUAUUAUAUUCAGAAUGACAACCUGAAGACGGAGGACGGGUCCGUCUCAAGCGCUGCUCCUGACAUCUGCAUCGCGUACAAGCUCCACCUGGAGUGCGGCAGGCUGAUCAACCUGUAUGACUGGCUGGAGGCCUACGCCACCGUGGUUUCUGCCGCUGAGGGCAAAGAUCAAGAGUCCGAUGAGUUCGGGAAAGUGGACGAAGUCAAACACGCUCGUUUCAUUCGAGCCGUGUCUGAGCUGGAGUUCCUGGGCUUCAUCAAGUCGACCAAGCAGAAAACGGACCACGUGGCUCGGCUCACCUGGGGCGGCUGCUGACAGAAACCAAUGUGUUUGUCGGCGAGAAUGAAGAGAGGGCGCCAGGUGACCCGGGAAUAUAAUCUGCAGUGGUGACUGUUAAAG